UCGCGCGCGCAGGGAGGGAACAGUAGGGAAGUGACUAGUGGCCGGACGGACACCGGAGCGUCGCAAAGUUGCCCGGAAUAGGAGACAAACUCCUGAAUUACUGCUACAUUCCUGGACGUUUUGGCGUUAUUAGUGCGAAUUAAACUCGGACGGGGUGAAAGGCUGCUGCAGGACGUCGUGUUCGGUUGUCUGUGCACUUGUUUUUCACAGUACCUGCACGAGAACGAGGCGGCUGCGGAGUUAAAGCAGAAGUUUGCGCCUCCCUGCUGCCCGUCUGCGGGCUUCAGCUCUGCAGGAAUGUCGCAGAAAGAAAGAGCCACGUUUUAUCGACAGGAGGUGAAUAAGACUGUUUGGGAGGUCCCAGUGUGCUACCAGAACCUUUCUCCAGUCGGCUCUGGUGCAUAUGGAUCUGUGUGCUCAGCAGUUGAUCAGAAGACAGGUUUUAAGGUUGCUGUGAAAAAACUCUCAAGACCAUUCCAGUCCAUUAUCCACGCCAAAAGAACCUACAGAGAAUUGCGGCUUCUCAAGCACAUGAAACAUGAGAACGUAAUAGGUCUGCUGGACGUUUUCACACCUACCACCAGUCUGGAGACGUUCAGCGACGUGUACCUGGUGACUCACCUGAUGGGUGCCGACCUAAAUAACAUAGUGAAAUGUCAGAAGCUGACCGAUGACCACGUGCAGUUCCUUAUCUACCAGAUCCUUCGAGGGCUCAAGUACAUCCAUUCAGCAGACAUCAUUCACAGAGACCUGAAGCCUAGUAAUUUGGCUGUAAAUGAAGAUUGCGAACUGAAGAUCCUUGAUUUUGGCCUGGCACGACAUACGGAUGAUGAAAUGACAGGAUAUGUGGCCACCAGGUGGUACCGUGCUCCGGAAAUCAUGCUUAACUGGAUGCACUACAACAUGACAGUGGAUAUUUGGUCUGUGGGUUGCAUUAUGGCUGAGCUGCUGACAGGGAGAACGCUGUUCCCUGGUUCCGAUCACAUUGACCAGCUGAAACUUAUAAUGCUGCUCGUUGGAACUCCGGGACCUGAGCUGUUGAUGAAAGUAUCAUCAGAAUCUGCCAGGAAUUACAUUAAUUCCCUGCCACACAUGCCUAAAAGGAAUUUUGCUGAUGUAUUUAUUGGGGCCAAUCCACAGGCUGUGGACCUCCUCGAGAAGAUGCUGGUUUUGGAUACAGACAAGCGAAUAACUGCAGCUGAAGCUCUGGCUCAUCCAUACUUUGCCCAGUAUCAUGACCCAGAUGAUGAACCAGAAGCAGAGCCAUAUGACCAGAGCUUUGAGAGUCGGGAACUAGAGAUUGAGGAGUGGAAACGUUUGACCUAUGAGGAACUCCUCAGUUUCGAGCCACCUACUUUUGAUGUGGAUGAAAUGGAAUCAUGAGAACCAUACAGGAUGGGAACAUUAGCAGUCUUUCGACUUUGCUUGUUAGCGCUGUAAUGUUUUGCAGUUCUCACCCAGACCGACAGUAUGAUUUUUAAGUGCCUGCCACUUUAUUUUCUUUGUUCUAGUCUUUUUAAAAAUGUUUUGUAUAUAAAAAUGGCAUCUACUGAAUUAGGGAGCAAAACACAUUAAGGCAGCAAAAAGGGACACAUUUCAUGAGCGUUAUAAGUGAAACCUCCAGUAGAGUUGAAUAGCAUUUGUGCUGACCCUCUGCCAUGUUUCCAUUCAUUUGUCAGGCAUAUGAACAGAUGUACUGACAUUUUAAUCUUGGACACACUUGCAUAAAAACAUCUCACCUGGCAACAAAGCUUUAUGCUUGUUACAAUAUGUCCCAACUUGACGAUUCCAUGGAUUGGGCAUUACAAAACCUGUUAACACAGGGAAAACUUACGAUUCUUAUUUGUAAGUUGGAAUUCCAUCCAAAGGCAACACAACUUUGGUAUCAUUGACAUGACCAAAAUCUGCUUGAAUCUUUUUUUUUUAAUUAUUAUUUAUCGUGUUGUUACCUAAAUAGAAGAGAAAUUCUCCUGCUACCAGUGUCUUAUUUGACAUUUCCUGAAUAACUUUUGCUGAGAAUAAAACUAGCUGGCUAGACCCCUGACUGAUAGGUUUUAAAUAUGAUAUGGAUUUAAUUUUUAGAUAUGAAAUAUUUACAUUUUAUUCUCUGCUAGUAGAAUUAUAUUUUAAAACAAGGUACUCAGAUCCCUGACACAUGUAGCUACACAUGUUUUGUUGAACGAUUCUUUGUAUGUGCAUUAACGUAUAGUUAGAGGCUUUGCUAGAGAUAUUUGGCAAUCCAGGAGAGACCCCUGUAUAAUUCCCUGAAAACUUUGUUGAAAUAAAUAUAUAUUUGAAUGUGUGCCAUUUAGUUUGACUUGGAGAAACUAGAGUGACUGCCACUAUUUGGAAGACUGUUGGCACCAGUGACGAGUUUAUUCUUGUAUUCUGCUUCAUCUGUAUUUUUAUGGUGUUCACCCUUCUGAGCUGUCACUGGUGUGCGUGUGUGAAACUGUAAGCGAGAGAUGGUGAGAAUGUAUGAUACGAAUAUAGUUUUUUCCUUGUGUUUUUAAGCUGUCAUUUAAGAAAAUAUGAAAUGAAUGUCAAUAUUGUAUGAGUGAGAUAUUUAUAGACUGCAGAAGUGAUAUUAACUGGAGUGGCUGCUUCUGUCUGCUUUGUUUCCUACACCAGACUGUAGAGAAAAUAACAAAAUAAGCAUUGUUUAUUAAAGAAAAUAAAGGCAGAUAUUUUUCAGA
Messenger RNA from Neoarius graeffei (lesser salmon catfish), 2696 nucleotides. RefSeq names its product mitogen-activated protein kinase 14a (gene mapk14a). The transcript has 12 exons. Bases 298 to 1383 code for a protein of 361 amino acids. NCBI's taxonomy places the organism in Eukaryota, Metazoa, Chordata, Actinopteri, Siluriformes, Ariidae. Gene Ontology annotation, biological process: protein phosphorylation; intracellular signal transduction. Gene Ontology annotation, molecular function: ATP binding; MAP kinase activity. Gene Ontology annotation, cellular component: cytoplasm; nucleus. The record is from RefSeq and is a predicted model, not a curated record.